ACAGUUCUUAAAAUAAAUAAACAAUUUACGAAUGUAACUUAAAACUAGCAGCUUAGCUUGAGUUAGUUUUGGAGCGAUUUAAUAAAAUGGAUAAAAGUGUGCUAGAGUGGAAAACAGCCAACAUAUACAACACAAUACCAUUUACUAAAUGCCCUGACACGGCAGACAUAACGUGUUAUUGCGUUAACGUGAACAAUGCAAUCCCUGAGGAAAAGAAAAUUAGAAUAGUGCUUUGUGACCAACACGGAAAUAUACAUGUUUAUUUUUCCGAUUGGGAAUGUGUUUCGUUUAAAUCUCAACACCCUAACGAAACUAUUAAGCUAUGUGCGCUAACAUCGAAUAAUGUGCUUGCAACUGCAAUUCACGAUGCUCAUUAUAGGCUUUAUAUAAAUCUAUAUGAUUUACGAAGAUUGACAAAAAAGCAUGAAGCUCCUAUUAUUGCAUCUGCAUCCUAUCCCCAUGUUAAAAGCACAGCUGCUUGCAUGACUGCAGACGUCAUUGAUGAAAAAUUACUUGCCUUGGGUAUAGGCUUUGCAAAUGGUGAUAUACUACUGCAUUAUGGAAAAAUAAGCAGAGACUUCUCUACAAAUCUUUGUCGACACACCAUAUCUUCAAAUCCAAUAAUUGGAAUACAUUUAGAUCAACUGUCUGAUAUAUCCACUCAAAACAUUUUUAUAACAUGUAAUCAUGGUGUUUACUGUUUUCUUUUAAAAGAUAAAGGCUUCAUUGAUAAAAUAUUUGUGCUUGAUAAUGAAAAAAUCCAUUUCAAUCAUUGUUGCACAAUGCGUAAACCUGCUUGUGGAGAUUUCCAUGGGUCUAUGUUGGUGGUUGGCCGGGAAGACGCUAUGUACUGUUAUACGCGUGAUGGAAGGGGACCUUGUUUUGCCAUUGAAGGAAGAAAAAAAUGGUCGAGUUGGGAAGGACAUAAUCUUAUCAUCGUCGUCAAACCGAUGAAAUCGCUUUUAAAACAAAGUAACUCGACUUUGAUUGUUGUGGAUACUGACAAUAAAAUUAUAGUAUUUUAUAGUCAAAUUCAAGAUGUCGUUUGUACAAUAAGUGAAAAUGAUUUGUUCUUUAUAAUAAGCUGUGACAAGAAGUAUGCAUUAAUUUUAAAGCAGCAUAAUAUGACUAAAAAAAUUGGUCUUUUGAUUAACAAAAAUAUGUAUGAAAUCGCAUUGAAGUUUUUAGAACGAGAAGGCCUUGCGCUUUCCCCAGAAGCUUUUUCAGUACGCUUUCAAUACGGAAAUCAUUUACUUCACAGAGGGGAAAUAGGUAGAGCUGUUCAAGAAUAUACUAAAACAAUUGGGUUUAUUAAGCCAUAUACUGUAAUUUCAAAACUUCUUUGUUCUCGAUAUAAUGAUUAUCUUGAAGAGUACUUACUUGAAUUAAAAAAAAAAAAAAAAUCGGGCCAUAAUUUGAAACUUAUUGAAUGUUGUUCUAAGCGUAACCAGUUGAAACAAAAUAUUGAUCAGUUAAAGGAUGCAGAAACAAAAAAAAGGCUCAUGGAUGCAAUACAGAUUGUGAGAUUACCAAAAAUAUAUUUUGAGCCUACGUCGGAAAAUCAAUACGACUUUAUAGAAAUAAAUCUAUUAAAUCGUAUUUUAGAAAGUGCAGAUAAACGAAAUAUGUUUGAUUUUCAUAAGUUGUUUAAAAAUGAUGGAUUGGAAAUAUUUGAUUCAAAAUCGAAAAAUAUGCUCUGUUUCCUUUACAUUUUAUCUGAACACAAAGAGUAUUGUGUAAGCUUGUUGGCUAAAGUUAUUAACGAAUAUUCCACAUGUGGAGAAAAUGUAUGUAAUUAUUUACUUGUUUUGUAUCUUGAGCUAUUCAGUGCCAGAAAAAUUACCAAAAAUUCAGUGAUAGACUUUUUGAAAAGUAAUAGGCUCCGGUUGGAAAAAGUUUUAAUCAUAUGUACCCUUUAUAAAUUUUCAUUUGAAAUUGGGGAAAUUGACGAUAAAAAACGGAAUGAAAACACUGUCACAAACAACGCAGUCAAUAAAUGCAUAAGUAAACUAUUUGAAAAGAAUCCAGAAGUGGCUUUUAAUUUGAAUUCAAGUACGAUAACAUUUCUUAUGAUGUUAAAGAAGUCCUGCACAAAUCAGGCAAUACAUGCGGUGGAGCUAAAACCUCUGUUAAAAGAAGGAAUAAUUCGUGGUAUAGUGGAUUGUAAAAAGGAAAAAAAAAUAAUGCAGGAUUUAAAUAAUACGUUUAAAAAAUCAAAUUGCAUACUUUCUCUUUAUACAAACAAUCCAAUUGAAUUUCGCAAUGAUACAUGUGAUAUCUGUCAUCAAACCUUAAAUAUGCAAUCCAUAUACUUUCUUUGUCAACAUACGUUUCAUAAAGAAUGCUUAAACUAUAAAAAGACAAAAUGUAAAGAGGAAAUAAAAUGUGUAAUUUGCAAUGUAAAAUUUACUUCUCUGGAAGAAAAAGAACAGCAACUUUGUAAUUCAAAUUCUUUGAGUGUUAUUGCAUUGAUUUCAAAAUUAGUGGCUGUACGAACAAUAAAAGAGGAAACGGAAACAACGAUUUUGAAACCGUUUAAAGAUAUGAUAGGUAGAAAUAAUCACAGAGAAUUUCAAGGGAAAUGCUCUAAAAAUCCAUUUGAUUCCAAUUAUAAUAUGUAGAAAGAUUAAAAGUAAAAAUAUUGUUAUCAUA
This is a messenger RNA of Drosophila serrata, 2652 nucleotides long. RefSeq names its product vacuolar protein sorting 11 (gene Vps11). The record is from RefSeq and is a predicted model, not a curated record. Gene Ontology annotation, biological process: vacuole organization; organelle fusion; endosome organization. Gene Ontology annotation, molecular function: protein binding; protein-macromolecule adaptor activity. NCBI's taxonomy places the organism in Eukaryota, Metazoa, Arthropoda, Insecta, Diptera, Drosophilidae. Gene Ontology annotation, cellular component: endosome; HOPS complex.